CUUCUCAGCAACCGAGGCAGACAUGGUCCAUCAGAAGGUGCAAGCCAUCCUCCGGGGCCUUGAUGGCCAGCAUGCAGCACUGCAGUCUGACCCAGGAAUGCUGAGAUGGACCUUACACAAGAGUUUGGACCGGAACCCCUACAGCGGGAAUGUAAUGGUUGGGGUCCUCGUUAAGGAGCUGGAGAAGGCGGAACUAAAUGACAACCUGCACUAUAUCAUCCCGUUACUGCACACGCUGAUGUACGCCAUCACAAAGGCGGCGUACAUCUCCGAUGAGCUCUAUGAACGGGUCUAUGUGUUCUGUAAGAAGAUUCUGACUCUUCCCAAACCGUACUGCACCAUCGGACUGGACUACGCCCAGAGGAUCAAAACUGAGAAGAAAGUGCCAGGGUUUUCCUAUCAGAAAAUGGUUGUUUAUGAACAAAAUCUGAAAAAAGAUGUUACUCAGCAACAGGACAAGGUGCUGCUGUUUCUGGACCCCGGCCUGGUCUCUGAGGCUGUAUGUAACACUCUUCUACGGGAGACUCAAGCGGGUCAGAUGUCUCACACCUCCGUCUCCUGCAUGAGCUAUGUCAUCGCCAACAGCAUCCAGACCGCUCUGGGAAAGGACUGCGACAUCGCUCUGCUGCAGAGGGUGAUAGAGACACAAACCACAGAGGAAGUGGAACUUUGGUUCCAGGAAGUUUUGUCUGCGGUGGAGCGAAGCGAGCAAGAAGGCGGAGGCAACAGGAGAAGGCACAGUGAGCGGCUCAGGGAGAUCUACGAAAAGAUUGUCACCUCGCCGCAGGAAGACGCUCCAGAAUUCAAGCUUCAAAGAAUCCCCCUCCCCAGCCUGAAUAUUAGUGUCCACCUUUGGACGGAGGACGAUCAACUGUGGAAAGAGCUCAUGCUAUUCACCGUGAGACGCAAGUCAUGGACGCUGAGAUCGAGUCGUUCAAGAUGCCAGAACUGGCGAUGGACUCGGAAGGCAGCGAGCAGAACCGUAUUUCCGUGUGGUCCAACGACAGCGGGAUUGAGAGGGACUUGCCGGUAUCAGAGGAGAAGGAAACCGACCAAGCUGCAAAGGAAGCCAUGCAUCAAGAAGAAAGACCUGGACCCCACCAUCCUUCUCCAGAACCUCACCAAGGCGCCCAAGGGAAGCCGAACGGGGACACUACAAAGGCUGUCGGGGCAGAGCACUGAGGUCCCCUCUGGUCCUGACAGGCUGCCCACCGCUCGGGUCAUCGUUCUGGGGGACGACAGGGCUCUGGGCAGACUGGCCAAAGCUUACUACUCCUUCAGGAAGAGAGAAGCCAGGAGGCCCCACAGGACCCUGAAGGCCAAUCUUCAGUUCUAUUGUAUCCCCGUCCAUGGAGAACAGUCCGAUUCCCUGUCUGAUAUGGAGGAAUCACCGAGUGAGAUGCAUGAACUGAGCAGGUACUUGGGUCAGGUGGACCCGUGGUAUGACCGUAACAUCAACACUCUCUGCAACAGGAUCUCCAAGCUGGCGAUGAUGCCUGUAUGUCCGACCAGAGACGCCGCAUCGGAUCCUUUCAUCCUGGACGUCGCCUCGUACUACCUGAGGUUUGGGCUGCAGCCGGUGUACUUUCAAAUAUACAACGUGAAGAUCCACUUCAGAGACCUGACGUUGGAGCCAGUGGAGGACGUCUUCCUGACGGAGCUGAAGGUGGAGAUCCAGGACUGCGCCUUUACUAAGUUGAACACAAUAACCAGGAAGAAGACGGUGGUGGAUUUUUCGUGGUGCUGGGAUCCAGGUUCACUAUAAAAAGGCUUUAGCCAGUAACCGGGGGAGGGAUGCCUCUUUGGUGCUCAGAAGUGCUGGAGCCGUUAUCAAAGCCAUACCCAAUAAAGACACUGAAGACUUGGUUUGUCUGAACAUCUGCACUGAUGAGCCAAUGAAAUCCUUCUCUGGACGUUCAGGUUUGGGUAACAGCGAGGGGCUGAAGGCGUCCAGCGUACAGAUGAGGAGCCUGGAGCUGAGGACUCUGAGCCUUCAGAUGGACAAGGACAGUCGAAGGACUUACAGCAACGUCUCUAGCUUUGAGGUCACCCCCUGCCAGGAGCCUGGAUACAGCUUACAGAAGAUAAGGACGUCCCGCGGCCAGGGGGAUUGGAAGGAAGAUGGCGGUCUGAGCAAAUACAUGACAAAAUCUCUGCUGCUCCCAAUAAAUACAUUUGCCGGUAUUAUCCAGUGA
Staurois parvus is the source of this 2195-nucleotide messenger RNA. The record is from the annotation of a GenBank genome assembly. NCBI's taxonomy places the organism in Eukaryota, Metazoa, Chordata, Amphibia, Anura, Ranidae.